This is a messenger RNA of Suillus subalutaceus, 853 nucleotides long. RefSeq lists its product as uncharacterized. The coding region runs from base 69 to 431 and encodes 120 amino acids. The record is from RefSeq and is a predicted model, not a curated record. The transcript has 5 exons. Lineage: Eukaryota; Fungi; Basidiomycota; Agaricomycetes; Boletales; Suillaceae.
AAUAUCAGAUACUAGUCAGAUGAUAGUCGCAUUUUCCUCGAUUGAGAAUACAUACAGGCCAUCCCCUGAUGCAUUGUACUGAGGCUGGGUGCAGUCCCUUCCGUCGACAUAAUAAGGAUGCAGAGCUCAUGAAAGGGGCGUUUCCUCUGCUCGUCGAGAAAUGCGAUCACUUCCAGGGAAUGCAAAUGAUGCACGAUGUACCUACCUUUGGGGGCUUCCCGCAUGUUUUCCUGACUUCCUUCUGCGACGAGUUUCUCAAGGCUUCUACACUAAAAUUUAGUUUCAUUUUGGGCGUGGGCCCGAAUCAUGCUGGCAUUGACAAUUUUCUCGACACGAAGAAAACUAUCAAUAACGCAUCGUGCUUCCAAAGCUUCCAUCAGCUUCCAGAUAUCACUUUCCCAAUAUUAAAUUAUCCCGGUGGUCUACGUUGAAAAGCUAUAUAUAUUGGGGACUUGCAUAUGAUAUUCGUUUCCUGCAACAGCUCAACCGCCGCUCUCAAGAUCAAAUUUCCUCACCGAAGUUUCCAUUGUAUUAUCACGCAGCCGCUCCGUUCUCUAUGGAGUUCAUCCUUCUUUCGCGGUUAAAUGUAAACCCUCGUCUAUUUUCUUAUCCAGAAGUAACGUAUGAGGAGAAUCUGACUGCCCUAGCUGCUCCGGUACUCCAUGCUACUGCUGAAACUUUGCAAUGUGCUCGUUCAGAGGUUUGCCUCAAGGGCGGUUGCGUCCAAGCUAUUCUGGAUCGUACGAAACCUGAUGGAUUUACCGACUUGGGCCAACAGUACUCCUCCAAAGACACGGGUGACGUUAACGGAAGGGAGCCAACGCAUGCGCAAGGGCCGCAUCGAAAAUAUGAC